Vigna unguiculata (cowpea) is the source of this 683-nucleotide messenger RNA. RefSeq names its product zinc finger protein ZAT7-like. Gene Ontology annotation, biological process: response to stress; response to chitin. The record is from RefSeq and is a predicted model, not a curated record. NCBI's taxonomy places the organism in Eukaryota, Viridiplantae, Streptophyta, Magnoliopsida, Fabales, Fabaceae.
AAAACGGACUUUUGUCCCAAUCUCACUUUUUGACUCAUCAACAAUGGCCUAUAAAUACUCCGUUACAGCCUCAAGUGUUUUGCCACAUAACACAACCACAUUCAAUUAAACAUGGUAGUCAUUCUGAAGAGACAGGGAGAAAAGGAAUCACAAGAGAUUAAGGAUUUGGUGAAGAGUUUUACGCCACAGGAGUUCCAGUGCAAGACGUGUAACCGCAAAUUCUCGUCGUUCCAAGCGCUCGGCGGCCACCGGGCCAGCCACAAAAAGCCCAAGUUGGAGGGAGAUCUGAGUCAGGACCGGAAGCCCAAAACCCACGAGUGUUCCAUUUGCGGGCGGGGAUUCUCGUUGGGCCAGGCCCUGGGAGGGCACAUGAGAAAACACAGGGAUGCCGUGAACGAAGGGUUUUCUUCAGUUAUCGCGGAAGCACCGCUUCUGAAACGUUCGAAUAGCAGCAAGAGGGUGAUGUGCUUGGAGUUGGAUCUGAACCUAACGCCGUUGGAAAAUGACUUGAAGUUGCUGUUCGGAAACAAGGCUCCUACGGUGCAUCUUUCCUUGUAGAUUUUUCUCAUUCUUUCAUUAUUUUUUGUACAAAUUUUUCGUUAUUCACUAAUUGAAUUCAGCUGUGUGCUGCUUCUGUAAGAUGAUAGUGUGUGUUUAUAUCAGUAACUGAUCGGAAAUUCUGA